This is a messenger RNA of Linum tenue, 5268 nucleotides long. NCBI's taxonomy places the organism in Eukaryota, Viridiplantae, Streptophyta, Magnoliopsida, Malpighiales, Linaceae. The record is from the annotation of a GenBank genome assembly.
AUGCCACUGAAUCUGCUUCCCUUCUAUUCUAUCUCUCACCAAAACGGCAACAAAACCCCUUUCCCGUUCUUCUUCUUCGCCGGCAGAUUCUGCUGCCCAGCCAGAACCACAGGUGAAAUCAAGGUGGCCGUCUCGCCGACUAUGCAAUAUGAGCCGUUUCCGGCGACGAGAAGCUUCUCUGGCUGGCGGCAGCUAGGGGCGAUCAGGAUGGAGGAAGGAUAUCGAGGCUUGGCGCCUGAAGUUCUGCCGCUGCGGCGGGUGAAUUUAGCAAAGCAUUCUUUGGGUCUGCUUAAUUGGGAAACAACCGCCGGUGAAAAAACCCUACGCCUGCAGCAAACAAAAAUGGCAGCUGCUCUGGGUGAGUUGGUCCUCAAGAAGUUGGGUUCGCUAGCUGCUGAUCAAGCAAGCCUCCUUUGGGGUCUCAAAAGCGAGAUUCAGAGACUUGAAAGCACGGUUUCCAGCAUCCAAGCUGUGCUGAUGGACGCAGAGGAGCAGUCUAGUAAGAGCCAUCAGGUCCAGCUAUGGCUGCGAGGACUGGAAGAAGCCCUUUAUGAUGCUGAAGACUUGCUGGACGAUUUCUCUACAGAGGUUCUCCAGAGGAAACAAAUGGAUGGCAAUAGCUUUGUGAAUGAGGUAUGCUGCUUCUUCUCUCCAUCCAACCAAGUUGCUUAUGGAUUGAGAAUUGCUAAUCAAAUUAAGGCUAUCCGGAGCAAGUUAGAUGAGAUUGAUCAGAAUAGGAAGCAGUUCAAUUUUCAGACGUGUCCUGUGGCUAGCCAGCAUGAGAGGCAAACUGAGUCCACUACCCCUGAAAUUGUUGUUGGGAGAGAAGAAGAUAAGCAGGAAAUAAUAAGCAUGUUAUUAUCUCCUAGUUACAAGGAGAAAGUUGCAGUAGUUCCCAUUGUUGGGAUGGGGGGCUUGGGGAAGACAACAUUGGCACAACUCAUUUACAACGACGAGAAAAUCAAAUCUCGUUUCGAUUGCAGAUCCUGGGUUUGUGUUUCUGAAACUUUCGAGCCUAAAGUCUUGGUUAAAAGUAUUUUGGAGUCCAUGACCAAGAAGAAAGUGGAAGACCUUCCCUUGAACGUAUUGAAGGAUCUUCUCCAUGAGGAGAUAAAUAACAAGCCGGUAUUUUUGGUUUUGGAUGAUGUUUGGAAUGAGGACCGGGAGAAGUGGAUUCGCUUCAAGGGUUUAUUUGCUAGUGCUGCAGCAGAAGGUAGCAGAAUGGUGAUAACCACACGUCUCCGAAUCGUCGCGGAGAUGAUAGCUACCGAGACGAUUGUGCCGCAUGAGUUGAAAGGUUUGUCUGAGCCUGAGUCCUGGUCCUUGUUUGAGAAGAUGGCUUUUAAAGGGGGGGUAGCAUCAGGUCGACGAUACGUGGAGUUAGGGAAAGAGGUUGUGAUGAAAUGUCGGGGAGUACCGUUAGCCUUGAGAUCGAUGGGGGGAGUUCUGUUCUUCAAGGAUACCGAGUCGGAGUGGGAAGUAGUAAGAGACAAGCAAUUGUUGAACCUAGAGGGCGACAUCUUGACAACUACUCUUAAGUUGAGUUAUGAUAAUUUGCCUUCUCAUUUGAAGCGAUGUUUCGCCUACUGCUGCUUGUUUCCAAAAGAUUAUGAAAUCAAGGUAAAAAUGUUGGUACAGCUUUGGAUGGCCCAAGGCUACGUGACCAAGUCCAAUCAAUCUUCACUACUUGAAGAAGUUGGAAUGGAAUAUUUUAAGACAUUGUUGUGGAGGUCCUUCUUUCAGGAGGUGACAAAGGAUGCAUAUGGAAAUAUGGAGUCGUGUAAAAUGCAUGAUUUAAUGCACGAUCUUGCUGUCAAAGUUGCAGGAGAGGAGACCAUUUGCUUCAAUGCUUCAAAUCUUACGGAUAGCCUUCUUAGCAGUGGCAAUGUCGACCUGAAAAGGAUUCGGCACAUGUCCAUUGAUUUUGAUGAGAGAUCGUAUCAUGAAGGAUGGCAAGUUCCAACUCUCUUGGCUAAAGCAACAAGGCUUCGAACGUUUCUUAUCGUAAAUGUAGCGUACAAAGCCAAGUUCGAGGGAGGCUGUGAAAAAAUCUUUCCAAAGAUGAUUAGGCUGAGGGUGCUCGGUCUUAAAAAGGUGAAAACGGAGAUUAUCUUGUCUACUGUCCAUGAAUUGAAACAUCUUAGGUACCUUGAUUUUUCUAGGAACAUGAUGGAUGUACUUCCUAAUGAGAUUUCAAGAUUGGUAAACUUGCAAGUGCUCAAUCUUUGGUUUUGUAAAAACCUUCGACUACUACCGACAGACAUCGGGAAGUUGUACAAGCUUGUGUAUCUUAACCUAGAAUAUUGUCGGAGAUUGACUUGCUUACCAGCCGGGAUCGACAACCUCUCCUUCCUUAGAGAAUUGACUGAAUUCAUAGUGCCAGAAGCAGCCGCAUACAGCUCCUCGAGAGCAGCUGGUCUUGGUGAACUGAAGAGAUUGAACAACCUAAGUGGAAAGUUGACUAUUAAAGGGCUGGAAUGGGUGAAGGAUAAAACCGAAGCAGAGGCAGCCAAUUUAAAGGAUAAAUCGAGACUUGGACGGUUGCAUCUACAGUGGGGUGAAUUCACACCUUUCGUAGCUUUAAGAGAAGAUACUGAUAUGGCUAGAAAAUCGGAUCUUGAUUGGUCAGUAUUGGAGGCAUUACAACCACAUCCGAAUUUAAAGGAGAUAGAGCUGCGGUAUUACUGCGGGACGGGUAUCCCAACAAGAAGCUGUUGGUUCUCUUCUCUUAUUAAUCUGGUUCGAAUCAAGCUAUUUAUGUGUACGGAACUGCAUAGUCUGCCAUCCUUGGAUCCUUUUGUUUCUCUUGAAGAAUUAGACUUGCGGUAUUUAUUGAGCUUAGAGUACGUACAGAACGACACUGUAGCAUCAUCACAUUCUACUUCUUCUCCAUCUUCAAACAAUGACUUGGAAAUUCUGCCCUCACUCAAAUCUGUUGUGAUUGUGUUUUGCCCAAACCUGGUAGGAUGGUCUCCCACAAAUACAGAAGGGUCGGCUCUGCUACCUCGUGUUUCCACCCUGGAGAUCACAUUCUGCCCAAAAAUGGCAUCCCUCCCGCGUUUUUGGGUAAACUUUGAUCAGGUUAAGUUGAUGAAUGUGAGCAGUGAGCUGUUGAGUGCAUUUGGUGCCUCUCUGAUCUCUCCACCUCAUUCUAGGUUUCAUGAGUUGGGUCUCCAAUGCGUGAAAGAUCUGCCGCAAAGGUUGAUUGCACAACUUGCUUCCCUCGAGAGGCUAUAUAUAUCCGAUUCUACUUUAUCUCCAUCUAUUCUUCGACAACUCCCUUCCCUCCAGGAGUUCCAUAUGGAAAAUUCUCAAGUGUUGGAGCUAGAGGACACCGAUUGUGAUGAAGGGGAUGAUGAACACAACAACAUGCCACCACCGUGUGUUCUUCCAUGCCUCCGUCGGUUGGUAGUCCAACAUUUUGAGUUGGUGACUCUACCGAAGUGGAUUCAGCAUUCCUCAAAUUUGCAACAGCUGAAGAUAGUAGGGUGUAACAAGCUCAAGUGCAUACCAAGUUGGCUCACAAAGUUAACCGCCUUGGAGUCUUUGAAAGUAUGGGAUUGUGAUAUUCUAUCUGGGAGAUGCAGAAGUGACACAGCUGAGGACUGGCCCAUCAUUUCUCUCAUUCCAAACAUCCAAGUUGAUGAUCGAGUUGUCCAACAGGACGGCCACUAUUUGGAAGAAGAAGAAGAAGAAGAAGAAGCACAACAACAACAACAACAAGCAUCCUCACACACCCUAACCUCAAGGCAGCAGCAACGCCUUUGUCGUGUUGUUUCUUUAAGACUAGAGGAGGAAGAACAGAGAUCAGCAGCAACAUCACUCUCUAAGUGCUGCUUUCGAGGGAAGCAGAAGGUGGUGAAAGGCGGCUUGUGCCACAAGAGCGAUACAAGAAACUAUCCGCUGUUGGAUGUUCACCUCUCAUUCCUUAGCGAAUUGCCUAUAUUCGAAGUGACAGAAGCAGCUGCAGACGGCUCCUUGUGUGCAGCUGGCCUUGGUGAACUGAAGAGAUUGAACAAUUUAAGUGGAGAGUUGACUAUCAAAGGGCUGGAAUGGGUGAAGGAUAAAUUCGAAGCAGAGACGGCCAGUUUAAAGGAUAAAUCGAGACUUGGACGGUUGCAUCUAUGUUGGGGUGAAUUCAUAUGGACGCGUUACAAGUACAGCCGGUUAAGAGAACAUAAUAUGGAUAUAUCAGUAUUGGAGGCAUUACAACCACAUCCGAAUUUGAAGGAGAUAAAGCUGUGGUCUUACCGCGGGACGGGUAUCCCAACAGGAAACUGUUGGUUCUCUUCUCUCAGGAAUCUGGUUCGAAUCGAGCUUCGUGAGUGUACGGAACUGCGAAGUCUGCCAUGCUUGUAUCCUUUUGUUUUUCUUGAAGAAUUGAAGUUGCACUAUCUAAAGAGCUUAGAGUACGUAACAGUGGCAUCAUCAGCUUCAAGCAAUGACUUGGAAAUUCUGCCCUCACUCAAGUCUCUCUCGAUCGAGUAUUGCAAAAACCUAGUAGGAUGGUCUCCCACAAAUACAGAAGAGUCCCCUCUGCUGCCUCGGGUUUCCACCCUGGAGAUCGUUUAUUGCCCAAAAAUGGCAUCCCUCCCGCGUUUUCGGGUCAACUUUGAGAGGGUUGAUUUGAUUAAGGUAAGCAGUGAGCUGUUGAGUGCAUUCGGCGCCUCUCUGAUCUCUACACCGCACUUUAGGUUUGAUGAGUUUAGUCUGGAAUUCGUGGAAAACUUUGCACAAUUUACUUCCCUCCAUGAUGGCGAUGGUGAUGAGGGCGAUAACAACAUGCCACCGCCGUGGGCCCUUCCAACCCUUCAUUGCUUGGUUGUCAAAUAUGUUGACUUGGUGACUCUACCGAAUUGGAUUCAGCAUUCCUCAAAUUUGCAGAAGCUGGAGAUAGAAGAGUGCAACGAGCUUAAGUGCUUACCAAGUUGGCUCACAAAGCUGACCGCCUUACGGUCUUUGGAAGUAAGGAGUUGUGAUAUUAUAUCUGGGAGAUGCAACAGCAGCACAGCUGAGGACUGGCCCAUCGUUUCUCACAUCCCAAACAUCCAUGUUGACCGUGAAAACGUCCAAGUGAACGGCAGCUAUCAGGAAAUUCGAAAAAAUAGCUCCCCCUUCGAAUUUGAUUAUGGUGCUAUGCGUCGCGACACCAUCCGCUUUAUGGGAUUGUUGAGAAUGGAAGAAGAAGAAGAAGAAGAAGAAGAAGAAGAAGAAGAAGCAUCCUCACAAACCCUAAUCUCAAGGUAUCUUUUUGAUUCAUCUAGUUAA